CAAAGUUCCACACCACGUGGUACUUGAAUAAAAGCAUGGAGGCUGCUGUGUAUUUGUGCUCUGAUCCAAAUAUCACUUUUGCUAGUGCUUUGCCUUUCUUUGGAAGAACUUAGGCGAUAUCGAUAUUUUCCCAAUUGAUAGAUUCAGCCUCGGGGUUUUGGGCGGGUCGAGACGGAGCAGCAGCAGCGAUGGAGUGGUUCGGGACUGGAAACUCCCCUAUGUUUCCCGAAGAAGAAGAGGGUUACAGUGCCUCUGCCUCUUCUGUGCCAAGUAGCUUUCACAGCUCAUCACUGCAGGAGGUUGCCAGUGCAGAGUCCAUGGUGUCCCUGUGCCAGAGGCAGCAGCAGUGUGUGAAGGCCUCUGUUUCCAGCUGGCAGUUAGUGGAGGCUCAGGACCAGCUGUGUGGGAUGGAGCUGCACGGCUCCGAGAGCGUCGAGCAGGAGCGCGCUCGCGCUGUCGCCGGCCAAUCAGAGCUCUCGCAGACUGAACAUGAGUGGCGCCGGAAGGAGAGCAUGCUGGGAGGGAGCAGGAGCCCCGUGCUCAGCGCUGACAGCAGCCGGGACAUGUUCGACAAGAGUAUUAUUAAUAGUAAAAACGUUGAAUUGGAGGUUCACGACAAGAGCAAAACCUUUGUUCAGAAGUAUGAAAAAGAAUUGAGACAUUUUGGCAUGUUGCGGAGGUGGGAUGACAGCCAGCGCUUCCUGUCUGACCUGCAUCACCUCAUCUGUGAGGAGACGGCCAACUACCUGAUCCUCUGGUGCUUUAGACUUCAAGCCGAAGAGAAAGAGGCGUUGAUGGAGCAGGUAGCUCACCAGGCUGUUGCUAUGCAGUUUAUCCUGGAGAUGGCCAGCACCUCCCAGCAGGAUCCCAGAGGCUGCUUCCGUCACUUCUUCCACAAAGCCAAAGCAGGACAAGAGGGGUACUUAAACGUCUUCCAUGCUGAGCUAGAGGCCUUUAAGCAGAGAGUAAAAGAGUACACCGUCAAGUUCAAAGGAGAGACCCUCUCCAACGACACACCGCUCCAGAGCAGUACAGCACGCUGUCAUCUGGAUCCCAAAGAGGUUCUAGAAUCUUUACCCCCAGAACUGAAGGCAGGGUUCCAGCUGCAAGACAUGCAGAUUCUCCAGAAUGUUCUCCGCACCAUGAAUCCACAGGUGGCAGAGUACCAUGUGAAGCGUUGUCUGGAGUCCGGCUUGUGGACAAACAAAGAAGGGAGACGGUCCAAGGAGGAAGUUAAUCCAGAAACAGACGACCUGCGCAUGAUGGAGACAUAACGACUGUGGUGCACGCUCCCUCCAUCUCUCCCAUAGGAAUUGACACUCUCAAUAGGAAAAGGGCUGAGCUCCCCACAGAGACUUAUUUUUGUAUGCAGCAGAAUCUGCGCCUGAAUGUGUCUUGCACUUUAUAUUUGUUCAAAACAAUCUAUUUAAAGAAGGCGAGUGGUAGGUAUUUUGAGGCACUUACCUUACCUUUUCUCAUAUAGCUAGAGUAUCUCUACUCAUGUCAUAUCUUGAUUGUUUUAGCAGAGUGAACCUUGAGUGAACCUUGCUUUGUAAGGAAGUCAUCUUUACACAUUAAUUUACAAGAGCUACUUCAAACUUUUGAGAAUUGUUUUUGUUUAUAUAUUUUGGGGUAUUCCUGUGACUCCGUUAAUCAACCUUAUGGGUGUGAAGAAGGGAGAUAACAGUCCAUCUACAGUAGGCUUCACAAGUAGGAAGUCUAGCGGUUAAGAGCGUUGGGCCAGUAACAGAGAAAUUGGCUGUUCUGCCCUCGACCAAAGCAGUUAACCCCCAACAAUAACUACGGGCGCCAACGACAUGGACGUCGAUUUAAGGCGGCUGCCCCCCCCCCCGCACCGCUCUGAUACAGAGGGGUUGGAUUAAAAGCAGGAGACCCAUUUCGGUUGAAUGAAUUGUUGGGCAAAUGACUAGGUAUCCCCCUUUCCUUCCUUUAGUAGGAGGGGAAAAGCCUGAGCAUUUAUAAUCAAACUUGCUCUUGUCGUAAAUAAAAGUGCACCAUGUUUUGGUUGAAGAGGCCUAAUCCUGGAGUCCUAUUUCUGCAGUCUCUAACGUUCUGUCCAACACCGCUGAGCCAGUAGUGCAUGUGGUUAAAACUGUCAUAGACACGUGCAAACGCUCUGGGCCCAUAUUCACAAAGCGUGAGUAGGAGUGCUAGUCUAAGGUCUGGUCCCCACCUCUAAUUUAUAAUGGUUUAAAAGGUCUGCCCCCCUUUCUAAUUCAUAAUAGUUUAAAAGGUCUUCCCCCCUUAUCUAAUUCAUAAUGGUUUAAAAGGUCUCUCUCUCCCCCCCUCUAAUUCAUAAUGGUUUAAAAGGUCUCUCUCUCCCCCCCUCUAAUUCAUAAUGGUUUAAAAGGUCUGGGCCCCCCCACUUUAAUUCAUAAUGGUUUUAAAGGUCUGCCCCCCCUAUAAUUCAUAAUGGUUUAAAAGGUCUCCCCCCCCCCCCCCCCCCCCCACCUUCUAAUUCAUAAUGGUUUAAAAGGUCUGGGGCCCCCCCUCUAAUUCAUAAUGGUUUAAAAGGUCUGGGGCCCCCCCUCUAAUUCAUAAUGGUUUAAAAAGCUAAACUGAUCUUAGAUCAGCACUCCUAUUCUGACACUCUGGAUGAGGGCCCUGUGCUCUUUCAGCUCCUGUGUGUCCAGUUUGUCAUUAGGCCAAUAUUUAAUGCCGAUAUACUACCAUGGUGUAGCUAUGACGACUCCACUAUGCAAAGCAAUGAGUUUGCUGUGAUUACUUGUGUUACUGCUGGUCACUCCUCCUCAACCAACACUCAUAAAAUGUCUUGCUCUGUCCAUCACAGAAAAAUAAGCUUCUCAACAUAUCAAUGUAUGGCUGCUAAACUCAACUGCUCACAUAAUUGAUUGUGACACUGGAAACAACCUGUAGAACUUCCUUUGGCUGCCAGAACGUGACAACAUCCUGUACUAGUCUGUGCUCUGUUUGAAAUAGAACCGCUUUGAAACAACUGUGCAGGGUAAAUGGCUAUAAUACAUUAGGUCUACCUGAACACAUUUUAAACGUUCUGCAAAAGUCUAAUGAAAUAAAUGAAUUUAAAUCUG
Messenger RNA from Oncorhynchus mykiss (rainbow trout), 3071 nucleotides. Lineage: Eukaryota; Metazoa; Chordata; Actinopteri; Salmoniformes; Salmonidae. The record is from RefSeq and is a predicted model, not a curated record.